Tribolium castaneum (red flour beetle) is the source of this 5384-nucleotide messenger RNA. It is a transcript of the gene Pkcdelta, whose product is annotated as Protein kinase C delta. Gene Ontology annotation, molecular function: diacylglycerol-dependent serine/threonine kinase activity; ATP binding. Gene Ontology annotation, biological process: peptidyl-serine phosphorylation; intracellular signal transduction. The transcript has 8 exons. Lineage: Eukaryota; Metazoa; Arthropoda; Insecta; Coleoptera; Tenebrionidae. The record is from RefSeq and is a predicted model, not a curated record. Bases 243 to 5105 code for a protein of 1620 amino acids.
AAUUUCCACGAUAAAAAUAGGAAUUGUUUGGCAUCACGGCUAAGAAAUCUGCCAGUUUAGCAUUCGGCGCUUCUAGGUGCGGGAGUCGCCCCGGAAUUUGAGUUUGUGUGAAGCGGGCGAUUUUUAUUUACUCGCAAGUGCACGUGGAAUGGACGCAUCAAACAGGUAGCAAAUAAAUUGGCUCCCGUCUGAAUUGUAUUGAUCACGUGUUUUUGUCUAAUUGGUCGAUUAAUUAUACCGAAAUGCCGUACUAUUCGGAACUUGGAAUAUAUAUGAGUCCUACUAGUAGUUACACGGGCUCAUAUAUACCCGGUCCUUAUUCCAAUCAUUCCUCUUUGCUGGCCUCAAAUUUCACGAGGCCGCCUCCUUCCCUGCUCAAGCCGCGCAAUUUUCGCGGGUACAAGCCCCUGCUCGCGACCAUCACCGAGAACCAGUCGCCCUUAAGGCGGUACAAUUCGCCCAAGUUGCGAGGGCACACCUCGCCCAAAGUUAUAGUGGCCAAGCCCAUCAAAAUAAACACAGCUGAUAUCGACGUUUCCGUGAACAAGUACAGGAAGUAUGAGCGGCCUAAGCCCGUACAAGACAAAGUUGAGAGGAAAUCGCCAAGUCCCAGCGACACUCUAGACAGUCCACGGAGCUCAGAGAAGGAAGCAAAGCCCAACAAAACCAUCCGAAGGGACAGGCCAACGGUUCGCCUCCACACCGUCCACUGUGACAUGAUAGCACCCGACAACGGUGCAAACACCAGGAGUUGGAGGGACAACUUCGAGCCAGAAGAACUGAAAACCGAGGAGAAGAAGCCCAAAAAGACACCCGGUGAGCUCCUCAAGGAGAAGUUUUUGAUUCGCAGUCGGGAGGACAUCUUCAAAGCGCCCGAGAAGAAGGUGAGUAGACGGGCGUCGAAGAAAACAAACGUGCAAAAAACGCCGAGCUUUCACGACAUCUGCCAAGCCAUAACCACCGACCAAAUCGACGAAGAGCUAAACCCUGGCCAGCCCAUCGAAAUACAAAGACGCCAAAGUCGGCAAUUUGCAAGCGAAAACCUCCUCAAAGACCUAAGACGCAACUCCGGCGAUUUGACCAACGAAGUUGAGCUUCUGAACCGGCGAAACGCCGAGCUUUCUGACACGCGUGGAAGCGUCAAGCGGCGGAAGAAACUGACCAAGAAGAAGUCCAACGAGAAAGUGGUCCUCACCGAACCUGACGGCAACAAAUCGCAGCUUCAGCGAAGACCAACUCAGAAGAAAAUCCGCCGGACUUCCACCAGCAGCAGCGUGGGGAGCGACAUUGUCGAUGUUAGUCCUGAGACUGAGAAGGCGUACCAAGAGGCGAUUCGUGACAUUUCCCAGGUUGAGAUUGAAAAUAUCAAAAUUAAGCCUAAGCCUAUUAUUACUGCAACGGUUGAUGUGGAAGAGAAACCAGCCUUGAAGGUGGUUGUGGACGAGAUUGAAGUGGUGGAGUCGCCGAAGCCGAAAAAGGGUAACAAGUUUAAGUUUAACGUGAUUGUUGAGGAGAUUGACACGAAACGGACAUCGAUGAAGAAGCCUCAAACCAAAGUUGAGGAAAAGGUGCACGUGCCGAAGGCCAAGGAACCUUUGGUGUCGAAUAUUUUGAGGAAGAACAGCAAUGCGCACCUUGGCAACAUUUUGGAAGAAGCUGUUAACAAGAGUGAAGCCGAAGUGAAGAAAAGUGACAGUGCGGAAGAAAUGAAGAAAGUUGUAGUGGUAAAGACAAUUUCGAAGAAAGAAGAUAAGGAACCUGUUCAGAUCAGAAAAACUGACAGUGAUGAUAAAGUUGUGGUGUCUAAAGAAGUUGCACAGGAAAGAGCAAAUCAAGAUCAAACUUCUGGUCAACAAUUGAAACAAUCUUCUAGUGUUCCAGAUAUGGAAAUGAAGAAAAACGAAGUAGGAAAACCAAAAGAAGAUGAAAAAUCAACAUCUGCAAAGAAAGUGGAAGCUCCGUUAAAGAAAGAAUUGAGUCUCGACAAAGUGAAAAAGGAAGAUGAAAAAUCAACGGCUGCGAAGAAAGCUGAAUCUCAACUGAAGAAAGAUUCGAGUAUCGAGAAGAUUACAAGCGGCAAUGUAGUAAAACUUAAAGAACAUGAGGAAUCAACGACUGUGAAGAAGAUUGAACCUGAAUUGAAGAAAAAUCUGAGUCUUGAAAAGAUAAACGACAAAGUAGAAAGACCAAAAGAAGAUGAAAAAUCAACGGCUAUGAAGAAAGUUGAACCUCAAUUGAAGAAAAAUUUGAGUCUUGAAAAGAUAAACAUCGACAAAGUUGAAAAACCUAAAGAAGAUAAACCAACGGUUGUGAAGAAAGUUGAACCUCAAUUGAAGAAAAAUUCGAGUCUUGAAAAGAUAAACAAUGACAAAGUAGAGAUACCAAAAGAAGAUGAAAAAUCAAUGGCUGUGAAGAAAGUUGAACCUCAAUUGAAGAAAGAUUUGAGUGUUGAAAAGAUAAACAACAACAAAGUAGAGAUACCAAAAGAAGAUGAAAAAUCAACGGCUGUGAAGAAAGUUGAACCUCAAUUGAAGAAAAAUUCGAGUCAUGAAAAGAUAAACAUCGACAAAGUAGAAAAACCAAAAGAAGAUGAAAAAUCAACGGCUGUGAAGAAAGUUGAAACCCAGUUGAAGAAAGAUUUGAGUGUUGAAAAGAUAAACAACAAUAAAGUAGACAAACCAAAAGAAGAUGAAAAAUCAACGGCUGUGAAGAAAGUUGAAUCUCAAUUGAAGAAAAAUUCGAGUCUUGAAAAGAUAAACAACGACAAAGUAGAAAAAUCGAAAGAAGAUGAAAAAUCAACGGCUGUGAAGAAAGUUGAAACCCUAUUGAAGAAAGAUUCGAGUCUUGAAAAGGUAAAAAUUAACAAAGUUGAAAAACCAAAAGAAGACGAAAAAUCAACCGUUGUGAAGAAAGUUGAACCUCAAUUGAAGAAAAAUUCGAGUCUUGAGAAGAUAAACAACAACAAAGUAGACAAACCAAAAGAAGAUGAAAAAUCAUCAAUCCAGUUGAAGAAAGAUUUAAGUGUUGAAAAAAGUGACAAAGUUGAAGUCAAAAGUAGUUCUAUCGUUGGUAAAACCAGUUCAAAGAAAGAAAAAUCAGAUGAUGAGUUAGGUCAGCAGAGCAAAAUUCCCUCAAAGCUUGAUAAUAAACAACCAACAAGUCAAGAUGCCGCCAAAGCCCCAGAAAGUCCCAAAACACUUAAACCAAGCUUGAAGAAAACAGUAGGAGAGCCACUGAAAAAAUCAACCAGCGUUAAAAUUAUUGAAGAAACGAAGAAAAGUCCAGCUCCAGACGAACUGAAAAAAUCAAGCAGUGCCCAAAAAAUCGAAGAAACGAAGGAGAAUGAAGAAGAAAACUUCUGGGCUGCGAUUGGACCCCGCGAAAGCGUCUACACUUCAGCCCGGAAACCGUUAAGUCCACCCCAAAAACCGGAAGAAAAGGACGACGAGUUAAUCCCAGCCAAGGCAAUGCCGUCAAAGCGUUCAUUGGUCAACAAGGCUAAUAAAGAUGACCCGGAUUUGGAGGUGUUUAUCCCGCCCCCGGAGCCCGAGCCGGAGCCGGAACCCGAACCCGAGCUGGAACCCGCCUUCGUCCCUCUCCAGUCCAACCGUUUGUCCCAAUUUAUGCACCCGUUUAAAAAACCCGAACAAUUCGAUGAAUGUCCUGUUGAAAUUUACGCGACUCCGAAAGUAAUCCGCCAUAGACAUUAUCCGCGACCGCGACAUCCGCCGCCCCCGGUCGAAAAGUCCGAGAGCGAAGAAGAAGAAGAAGACGAAGAAAGUGAAGAAGAAACAACGUCGAGUGAAGAGACGUCGUCAUCUGACGAUGAAUAUGACGUCAAUGUGGUGUAUGGCAAUAACAAAGUUGGUGCAAGUACGUCUUCCAAUGACUCUGGCUUUGAUUCGGGCGUCCCUGGCAGUAGAAAUAAGGGAUCAACCGAAACCCGGGACUCCCCGACUUCCAACCCCGCAAACAACCCUGCCCUAGCUCUAGACUCAAACGAAGUCUUGGAAGAGUAUUCCCACUCCAGCACUUUUGCCAGCUUCCAGAAAAGUGGCAGAAUAACACCACCAGCUACGACAAUUCCACGAUUUAGAAAAUACGGUGUCGAAGACUUCAAUUUCCUCAAGGUUCUGGGCAAAGGAAGCUUCGGAAAGGUUCUCUUGGCAGAGCUGAAAAACACCGAAUAUUAUUAUGCCAUAAAGUGCCUGAAAAAAGACGUCGUUUUGGAAGACGACGACGUUGAGUGCACCCUAAUUGAAAGAAAAGUCCUGGCUUUGGCAACGAAACAUCCAUAUUUAUGCCAUUUAUUAUGCACCUUCCAAACCGAGUCACAUUUAUUCUUCGUGAUGGAGUAUCUAAACGGCGGCGACCUCAUGUUUCACAUCCAAAAGUCGGGCCGAUUUCCCGAAGCCCAGGCCCGCUUCUACGGCGCUGAAAUCGUUUCAGGCCUGAAAUUUCUCCACAACAAAGGCAUUGUUUACAGGGACUUAAAACUCGACAAUAUUUUGUUGGACUUUGACGGUCAUGUGAGGAUAGCAGAUUUUGGCAUGUGCAAGCUUCAGAUAUUUUUGGACCGAAUGGCCGAUACGUUUUGUGGCACUCCUGAUUAUAUGGCACCUGAAAUAAUUAAAGGACAACACUACAACCAGUGUGUUGAUUGGUGGUCAUUCGGUGUACUUUUGUACGAAAUGUUGCUAGGUCAGUCACCUUUCAGUGGCUGUGACGAAGACGAAUUAUUCUGGUCCAUUUGUAACGAGAAACCAGUGAUUCCCCGGUUUUUGUCACAAGAAGCGAGCGCUGUUCUACAACUGUUUUUGGAAAAAGACGGAAACAAACGAUUAGGAAAUAGGUUUUGCCCAGCUGGUGAUAUCCAAGACCAGCCGUUUUUCAAGCCCAUCCAGUGGGACAAACUCGAGGCCAGGCUUUUAGAACCUCCCUUUAAACCCAAUUUGCAACACCCGUUAGAUACGCAGUACUUUGACAAAACUUUCACGGCCGAAAAAGCCAAAUUGACCCCAAUCGAACAAAACAUUUUGCAAUCGAUGGAUCAGACCCAGUUUCAAGGUUUCAGUUACACCAACCCCAACGCUACGGACAAGUGAGCCAGCUUGUGCAAAAAUUAGCAAAGUCGGUUCGUCUCGUUAAGAGACAUAAUCUGGUGGUUGAUUAAUGUUCCUAUGUGAUUGAAUUUCGCCCCAAGACUUUCGGAAUGAAAGUGCCACCAUCGAAUGAUUUUGUAGAGUUUUAUUGUGUACCUUUCUCUUUUUAUAUAAUGGUAUUUGUACUUAUUUUAGACACACGAAAAGUAUUUUUGUCCAAGUAUUGUAUCAAUGUGACUUGUGCCAGGUGAGAAUUACUUAAUUAAUAAAUUCUAUACCGAA